Molecule: messenger RNA, 1496 nt
Organism: Amaranthus tricolor (Joseph's coat)
Lineage: Eukaryota; Viridiplantae; Streptophyta; Magnoliopsida; Caryophyllales; Amaranthaceae
Exons: 9
Coding region: 90-746 (218 amino acids)
Source: RefSeq, a predicted model, not a curated record
ACUAUACAUUGUUUUUAUCUUUAGAUUGGGCAAAAUCCAACCAUUUCUCUCAAUCCUUGUAUUUAGAAUUUAGUUAUUUAUAGGCAGAGAUGGCGGGAAUUUACUGCUUCAGCACCAGCAUGGUUUCAGCAUCCUACUACUCUAGAAUCACUAACACCACUAGAUGCUGUUUAAACCCAUCAAAUAACCAUAAUAUAAAGAACCAAACACCACAGCUUCUUAAAUUUGCCGUCAAUGGCGUCACUGAAAUCCUUAGGUUUUUCUCUUCUUCCAAUAAUAACAGGGAAGUGGUGGUUUCCGAUGUGAAGGAAGAGUUAUUGAUUUCUGGGGUGGAUGAUGUUUUGGCUGUUCUUAAGUCUGAUUAUGAUAAGGCUUAUUUUGUUACAGGGAUUUUUACCUCUUCAAUUUAUGCUGAGGACUGUCUCUUUGAGGAUCCAACUAUUAAAUUUCGUGGUAGAGAUUUGUAUUCCCGCAACUUGCAAUUAUUGGUGCCAUUUUUUGAGCAGCCCUCUAUUGUGCUAAGAAGCAUUGCAAACGGUGUUAAUUCAGAGACAAAUUUUGUCUUAGCAACUUGGAGUCUAAGGACUUACUUAAAGCUUCCAUGGAAGCCUCUGAUUGCAAUUGAAGGAAGUACAACCUAUGAUUUGGAUGACGAUUAUAAAAUUGUUAGACAUGCGGAAAGGUGGAAUGUUUCUGCAGUUGAAGCAGUCGGACAGAUAUUCACUCCUGGUUUCACAAAACCUUGAAAUUGAACCGAAGAAUAUUUGGUGACAUUUAUGUCUUUGUAAAACAUAAAUUCGAAAAUUGUGAGCUUCCGUAUAUUAGAUAUAUAUGAGGUACAGCCUUAUCAUUCCUAGCUUUCGUGGUCAGAUAUCGGUUCGACUGCAAUUCUUUCCUCGAAUAAUCAGUUUUGGAACGCGGUUUGUAAUCUGUGCACGUCAUAUUUUGAGCAAAAACAAUGAUCUUACCAACCGAGUUAAGGUAAAUUGCAUUAAUCUGUACAAAAUUUGCUAUUUCAAAUUUAUUGGUAUAUGUUUACUUCCAUCCCUAGUUUUCAGAUUGUGGUGAAGACAAACCAAUUUUAGGCCUUAAUCUGGUUGCUUUGCAUUCACACAAUCUUAAACUGAUAGACAUUACAAAGUUUUAGCCACAAGUAAUUGUAUAACUUAUAGUAAGAAUAAAUUGUUAUCAUGAUUCUUGCACCCCCAUAUGUAUGAAAAUUCUUGAAUUACUGUUUGCUAAAUCUAUUUAUCGGUAAUAGUCUUACAUUAUUUUAGGAAAAUUCUGUUUAAUUAUUUUUUAGUGUUCAAGAAUUAAAGAGUUUGUGAAUUGUGAUAUGGUGGUGGUAGAUUCAAGCUGUCAUACUUUUCCUUAAAAAGAUUGAGAUGCUUUUGAGAGUUGAAGAAAGCUCUCAUACCGUUACCAAAGUGCUCUGCUCUCAUCACUUAGUACUCUCCACCAUCCCUUUUAAUUUGUCCUAUCUUUUUUUUUUUUUU